Myotis daubentonii (Daubenton's bat) is the source of this 1796-nucleotide messenger RNA. It is a transcript of the gene SPON2, whose product is annotated as spondin 2. Gene Ontology annotation, biological process: cell adhesion. NCBI's taxonomy places the organism in Eukaryota, Metazoa, Chordata, Mammalia, Chiroptera, Vespertilionidae. Gene Ontology annotation, cellular component: extracellular matrix. The record is from RefSeq and is a predicted model, not a curated record.
GAGGGAAAGACAAAGAAAGGGGUGCGGCAACUGGCAGGCACCCGACCAGAGCAAGAGUGACCUCAGCGCUGGAGAAGCCUCUCAGCCUCAGAGCCAGGCGGCCAGGGCAGCUGUGGGGCACUGAGUCCCUUUCUCGUCUGCUCUCUGCCGGCCGCAGUGGGGGACCUGGGCCUCGCUGGCCAGCCGGGUGCCAUCCUCAGCAUAAACUGGAGCUCUGGGCUCUUGCUGGGACCAUCCCAGGCCACAGCCUAGCUGCCUGCCUUCCUGCUGCUCCUGCUGGGUGAUGGAAAUCCGGACCCCUGCCGCCGCCCAGGGCAGGGCCCUCUGGGCUCUCCUACUGGCCACACUUGGCACCACAGCCGGCCAGCCACUGGGGGGAGACUCCGUGUGUACGGCCCGGCCCCUGGCCAAGUACAGCAUCACCUUCACGGGCAAGUGGAGCCAGACAGCCUUUCCCAAGCAGUACCCGCUGUUCCGGCCGCCCGCGCAAUGGUCAUCCCUGCUGGGGGCAGCGCACAGCUCUGACUACAGCAUGUGGCGGGAGAACCAGUACGCCAGCAAUGGGCUGAGGGACUUCGCGGAGCGGGGUGAGGCCUGGGCCCUGAUGAAGGAGAUUGAGGCGGCCGGAGAGAAGCUCCAGAGCGUGCACGAGGUGUUCUCCGCACCCGCCGUGCCCAGCGGCAUGGGGCACACCUCCUCGGAGUUCGAGGUCCACGCCAGGCACUCACUGGUGUCCUUUGUGGUCCGAAUUGUCCCCAGCCCCGACUGGUUUGUGGGCGUCGACAGUCUGGACCUGUGUGAUGGGAACCGUUGGAGGGAGCAGGUCACCGUGGACCUUUACCCACAUGACGCGGGGACAGACAGCGGCUUCACCUUCUCCUCCCCCAACUUCGCGACCAUCCCGCAGGACACAGUGACCGAGAUAACCUCCUCCUCUCCCAGCCACCCGGCAAACUCCUUCUACUACCCACGGCUGAAGGCCCUGCCCCCCAUCGCCAGGGUGACCCUGGUGCGUCUCCGGCAGAGCCCCAGGGCCUUCGUGCCUCCCGCCGUAGAGCUGGGCGGCAGGGGCAACGAGAUCGGGGACAGCCUCUCGGCUCCAGAAACGCCGCUGGACUGCGAGGUCUCCCUCUGGUCCUCCUGGGGGCUGUGCGAAGGUCUGUGCGGGAAGCUGGGAGCCAAGACCAGGACUCGCUAUGUCCGUGUGCAGCCUGCCAACCACGGGGCGCCCUGCCCCGAGCUUGCAGAGGAGGCGGAGUGCGUCCCUGACAACUGUGUGUGAGCCCUGAGCCGUGGCUGGCGGGCCCAGUCGCUUGGUUGGGACCACACAGCGAGCAGGCCGAGCGCAGCUUCAUCACCUCUGAGCCGCACUGCUGACCGACCACUCUGCACAGACGUGCCCGCGGGCCAGAGGGGACGUCAGGACCAGGCGUCUCCUUUCCGCAAGUUCUCCCUCGUGGCCCCCACACCCUAAGGCCAUGGUCCUCCGUGCAGAGGACGUGUGCACAAUGCCUGGCCGGGUGCCCUGCAGGACAGCCACCCACCCCAGGCCCAGGGGCCGAGCCUCACGUGCUGGCUGUGAAAUACCUCGGUCCUGGUGCCCAGGCGGCCGCUGGCACAGGAGCCCUGAACUCAUGCCUGCUCCUCAGAGCAAGGCUGCCCUGGGCACUGGCUGCUCCUGGCAUCCCAGCAGUGAUGCUAGGGGAGAUGAAUAAAGGGGGGCAGGCUGGGACACUGCACCUGGCAUUGUCACAUGACUGAUCUGUGCACUUGAAUAAAGACAAUCUGUUUCCUGA